UGGGAGGCCCGCAGGAGCAGCCGAGACGUGUCUGUCCGGAUCGCGCUGGGAGCGCUUCCCCAGGUUUGUGGGCUGGGAAAACCGCAGCAAAGUGACUCGCCACAUAUCCCUCUCGGGCCCAGCAGGCCAGCAGCGUGGGGCGGCGACGACGGCGACGGCCGGGGCUGGGAGCGCUGGCGGCCGGGGUCCCAGCCAUGGCCGAGUCUGUGGAACGGCUGCAGCAGCGGGUCGAAGAGCUGGAGCGGGAACUGGCCCAGGAGAGAAGUCGCCGCGCCCUUGGGGGCGGCGACGGAGGAGGCGGUCGGGCCCGCAUUGCAAAUAUGAGCUCCGAGGUGGUGGAUUCCAACCCCUACAGCCGCCUGAUGGCUUUGAAACGAAUGGGAAUUGUGAGUGACUAUGAGAAAAUCCGUACCUUUACUGUAGCAAUAGUAGGUGUUGGUGGAGUUGGCAGUGUGACUGCUGAAAUGCUGACCCGAUGUGGCAUUGGCAAGUUGCUACUCUUUGACUAUGACAAGGUGGAACUGGCCAAUAUGAAUAGACUUUUCUUCCAACCUCAUCAAGCAGGAUUAAGUAAAGUUCAAGCAGCAGAACAUACUUUGAGGAACAUUAAUCCUGAUGUUCUUUUUGAAGCACACAACUACAAUAUAACAACAGUAGAAAACUUUGAACAUUUCAUGAAUAGAAUAAGUAAUGGUGGAUUAGAAGAAGGAAAACCUGUUGACCUAGUUCUUAGCUGUGUGGAUAAUUUUGAAGCGCGAAUGACAAUAAAUACAGCUUGUAAUGAGCUUGGACAAACAUGGAUGGAGUCUGGGGUCAGUGAAAAUGCAGUUUCAGGGCAUAUACAGCUCAUAAUUCCCGGAGAAUCUGCUUGUUUUGCGUGUGCUCCACCACUUGUAGUUGCUGCAAAUAUUGAUGAGAAGACUCUGAAACGAGAAGGUGUUUGUGCAGCCAGUCUUCCUACUACUAUGGGAGUGGUUGCUGGGAUCUUGGUACAAAAUGUGUUAAAGUUUCUGUUAAAUUUUGGUACUGUUAGUUUUUACCUUGGAUACAACGCAAUGCAGGAUUUUUUCCCUACUAUGUCCAUGAAGCCAAAUCCUCAGUGUGAUGACAGAAACUGUAGGAAGCAGCAGGAGGAAUACAAGAAAAAGGUAGCAGCACUGCCCAAACAGGAGGUUAUUCAAGAAGAAGGAGAGAUAAUACAUGAAGACAAUGAGUGGGGUAUUGAGUUGGUAUCUGAGAUUUCAGAAGAGGAACUGAAAAAUUCUUCAGGUCCAAUCCCUGACUUACCUAAAGGAAUUACAGUGGCAUAUACAGUUCCCCAAAAGCAAGAAGAUUCUGUACCUGAAGUAACAGUAGAGGAUUCUGAUGAAAGCUUGGAAGACCUUAUGGCCAAGAUGAAGAACAUGUAAAUAAUGGACUGGCCUAUAUUUUAUUUCCUGUGUUUAAACCUGUUCCCUUGCAAUUAAAAAAAAAUCAUUUAAAAACUGAGAAAACUUAGGGGAACAUCAGUUGAUGUGUAAUCUUCACUGAAUUGUUAUUAACUCUUUGGAAAUUCUGUGACUAUUGCUUAUUGCUCCCAUCCUUCGACUAAAUCAGAAGCUCUCUUAAAGCUCAUGUUUCAUUCUAGUAAGAAAACUUCAAAGGAUUAUUGUAGGUGAGCCAUUGAACUGUUUUGACCUUUUGGGAGGGGUGAGAAGAAAGGACUAAUUUGCUGGUAUAUUUCUUUUCUUUCCUGUAAUCCUUUGUAGUCUGUUGCCUGAGGCCAUGGACAAUAGAUAGAAUAGUGUGUGAUCAAAUAUAGGGAAAGAACAAGAGGUACAGCAUGUUGCUUAUUAUAGCCAGCGGGCACAUACUCAUUGUGUUUGGAAUUGCUCUCUACAAGCCCACUAUUACUAACUUGAGCAACAGUGAAUUUCCAGUUGUAAACCUAUAAAGUAAAAACAUCCUCUCAAAUGUUUCCUCAUGAAAUACAAGCUGAAAUGUAGGCACUGGAAAAGUUUGUAAACUUGUGAUAUAUAUAAUCUAAGCAAGACAGAGGCAAAUAAAAAGAAACUUUCUUCAUGGAUAGAUAAAUAAAGAUAUUUUCAGGAUAUACAAAUUGUAUUUCUGCACUAAGCAAAAGCAUAUCAUCUAUCUGAGUCAGUGUGCUUUAUUGAGGAGCAAAAGAUAAAUUUAGGCUUAAGAUCACCUAAAUUAUACCCAUUAUAUGGGCUACCUUCUAAUACUUUAUUUUAUUCAGAUUUGAUUCCCUGGGUAAUUAGGUACUAGCAAAAGCUUGUCCUGGGUAGCAGAUAAUAAAUGAAGCCUAAAUUACCUCUGCAAUGACUGACAUGUAUUUCUUCACAGGGAAGAGUAUCAUUUUCCCUAAUCAUCGUAAUUUGAUAAACUGCUUUUCUCUGGAGUUUGCAUACAAAUAAUGAAGGCUUAGAGAGCCUUGGUUGAAGUAAAUUCGUGAUGGUUUGGAGACUAAUGAAUGUGUGUGUGUAACCGUUAUCUGUCGGCUGUUACUGUGCUCGUUUCCUAUUUUGAUGAUUUUUUUGCUUUGAAGAGAGAAUGUCUAAAUUCUAUCUCUAGGGGAAAAUGUAAUUAGAAAAUUACAAGUACCUUUCCUACUUAUGAAAUAAGAUUCUACAAACUAAUUUCAGAAAGUUGCAAAUACCACAUAUGUUUAAUAUAUUGGUUUUGAGAUUUUAGGGUACUGUGAUCCUUAUGUUUACAGUAAUGUCAGGAUGUAUGGGGAUAGCUUUCUAGUCUUGAAACGUAUUUAUGUUGCCUUGGUAGGUCAUUGAAGUUAUUUAAAAGUUUAGUAUGUUCAUCUGUAAAAUAACUUUUCUAGUUCAUAGAGAUGCUUUGAAUUUCAGAAAAGAAAUGCAGUCUUUCUAAAUAACAUUCCUUUGGUACACUAAUUUGGUAAGGCUAUACUUACAAGUUUAAGUUUAUAUAGUUUGAUAAAUAGCUAGACCCUGCUAUCGUUUUAAAAAAAUUUUUAUUGAUGUAUAGUUGAUUUACAAUGUUGUAUUUUUGUUCAGGUGUGCAGCAAAGUGAAUCAGUUAUACAUAUACAGAUUAGAACCUAUAUCUUCUAAAGAUUUUUUUUUCUGUUCUUAAUUUGUACCCUGCUGGUAUCUUAUAUUUUAUAAAAUCUUAUCUAAUUUUUUUCUUAUAUCUUCCAUUAAAGUUAUUAUUUUAGCAGAAAAAAUCUGGUAACAAAUAUUUUUUGUAAUCUAGAGUGCUCUCUUGACAGUCUGUGUAUCAUGAAAAAUUUGUAUACGUAGACAGCUGACUAUGAGAAAUUAAUCAUCAUUGAAUUUUACAUUACUAAAUAAACCCAGUGUUUGACCAGAUUUGUAACACUAUUGCUUCAAGUGUGAAAGAUGGAAACACACUCCCAAAAUUGCCUUAGCACAAAUGCUCUGAAUUAGAGUAAAACAAACAAUAUGUUUAACUUUAAUCCCUUUUAAAUUUAACGGGAGGUUAAUUUGUGGUACUAUUCAAAUGUUUCAUGUAGUAAAAAAAGUAUUAUGAGUUUCUUUAUGUAAAAAUAUUAUUUCCUGAAAACCUAUAAACACACUGACCAACCCAAAAAUGUAAUAAAUAUUUAAGAAUAUUAAUGAAGCUUUAA
This is a messenger RNA of Odocoileus virginianus texanus, 3621 nucleotides long. RefSeq names its product ubiquitin like modifier activating enzyme 5 (gene UBA5). Gene Ontology annotation, biological process: protein ufmylation. The record is from RefSeq and is a predicted model, not a curated record. Gene Ontology annotation, molecular function: UFM1 activating enzyme activity. Gene Ontology annotation, cellular component: cytosol; cytoplasm. NCBI's taxonomy places the organism in Eukaryota, Metazoa, Chordata, Mammalia, Artiodactyla, Cervidae.